AUGGCCGAAACCACUCCCAAANAGUCAAAGCCCGAGCGACUGGCUCGAGAACCUGAUGUAGACGUAUCACCUAGCACUGUCGUCAAUCCCACAUACAGUCGCGGUCCCGCUCUAGCAUGGGAUACGCCCGACUUCGGUGACCAUCGCAAGGAAUUGUCGUGUCUCGAAGCCACUGGCACCGUACCCUCCAUCUCGCGCCAGCAACCAACCGACUUCACACCACCGCCUUAUGGCCGUCACAACCGCCCCUCGCAUCUCUCGUCAAAUUUGUUUAACAACUCUUUCUACAACUCGUCCAGCGAUGACCUUCCUCAGAUGUCGCCGGGUUUCGUCCCGCAGAAUGACAACAACUUGUCGCUUGAAUGGCGCGGCGAAGACAGAAGGCCGUCCGUGGCUAGUACGACGACAAUGUCCUCGACCGGAUCAUCCAAACGAAGCAUCACUGGCAAGUUUCACAAGAAAUUGCAAGGCUUCUUUGGAGAUGAUUUUGACCCGAAUGCGCCGCCGCCCAAAGAUCCGCCUGAGCAGUCUGACAAAAGAGGUCGCAACCCAUCCAACGCCACACAAGUCACGGCGACCACUCGUCCUGGAAGUCCAUCGGCAUCGCGUCCACGUACUCCAAACACCAGUAGUGAAGUAACGCCAUGGGACUUCGAGCCUGCCCCAGCAAACGUAAGUCUUGUUGUUCUACGUACAUUGAACAAACUAAUGGCGGAUCCCACAGNNUUCCACACGCAACCUACACAACAAUCGACCGCUCCUUCCCUACAGCAACAACAACAGCAGACGCGGAAAGACAAGGGGUCUGUCUCGGGUCGUCAUCAUCGCCUUCACCUUCCCGGCCACAGACACAAGACCAGUCUCGAAGACAUUGAUGAUAGUGCUUCCGUCAUGAGUAGCCGUGCUGGCACUAUCCGAAAGGAUUCGACCCUACCCACAAACCUCAAUGGAACACGCCAACGCGCAACGAGUCCCUCGCCUAGUAUGAAAAGUAUGAUGAGCGCCCAACAAAGUCAGGUCAGCGAUACCCAGGGUCAACGCUCGCCAGGAGCAUACAGCGCCAAACGCUCUUUGUUUGAUCGAGUUACUGGUCGCAAGAAGCACGACAAAGCCGCGGAAUCGACCUUGAAGAAUCUACCUUCAUCGACAGGCUCACUCUCUCAAACUCCAACGGCCCCGGUCGGAAAGAAAAAGGGUCCUUUAGGGCCGGAUGGCAAGCCAAUGGCGUUGGGUCUGACGAAGAAAGAGCACACAAGGAUUCCUUUCAAAGGACCAAGGCGCGCAGAGCCAAGCGCGGAGUUCAACNAAAAGGAUCCUAAUGCUCCGAGACCCGAAGCCAUUCGCAACGCGUCGGCUUUGUGGCAUCUCGACACUGACAUGAGCCAGAUGGAAGGUAUUGUCAACCGCAGUCAACCCAUGACACCACCCGUUACUAGCGAGAUAUUCACUGGCUUCCCUGGAAUGGAACCUUCGAAGCCUACCGAAGACGAUAAUGGAACAUGGGAGGUACCCGACAGUUGGGCAGUCAAANGAGUACCCGACCAGAAUGUUGCUGCUCUCCGCGAAGUCGACGACGAAGGUCAGGUUCCUCGAGAUGAGGACNCGGGGUCUAUGUACUUCAUGCGGAUUUUCAGAGCAGACAGUACGUUUGCUGUCAUCUCAGCUGGUCUGAACACAACUGCGAGCGAACUCAUCCAAAUGAUGGCUAAGAAAACAUUUUUGCAAGACGAGCUCGACACUUAUCAGAUUGUUAUGCGAAAGACUGGCUCGAGUCGCAUUCUAGCUGGUGGCGAGCGGCCGUUGGCGAUACAGAAGCACAUGCUGGAGAUGGCUGGUUACAACGACAAAGACAGACCAGAAGACUUAGGUCGUGAAGACCAUGGUUAUCUGGUGCGUUUCACAUUCUUGCCCGGAAAACUGAGCGGAUAUUCGAGCUUGGAUCGCGAUCCUGGAUUUAAGGGCAUGCAAAAGUUCAAUCACAUCGACCUUGCAGGUCGCGAUUUGGUUACUAUCCCUAUCGCUCUAUAUCAAAAGGCCACAGAGAUCAUCACAUUGAAUUUGUCCAGGAAUCUGUCUCUUGACAUUCCCAAGGAUUUCAUUCAGAGUUGCAGCAACCUUCGCGAGAUCAAAUAUACCAGCAACGAAGCAUGGAAAUUGCCUGCGAGUAUUUGUCUGGCAUCGAGAUUGACUAUGCUAGAUGUCUCGAACAACAGACUUGAGCAGAUGCAGCAUGCAGAUCUACACAAGUUACACAAUCUCGUCAGUCUCAAACUAUCCAAUAACAAGCUGACUAGUCUUCCUGCCUACUUUGGGUGCUAUCAAGCCCUUCGCAGCCUGAACUUGGCAUCCAACAAUCUCGAUACUUUCCCCGACUUCCUCUGUGAGCUCAGAACCGUUGUCGACUUGGAUAUCAGUUUCAAUGGCAUUUCGACCUUGCCAAAGAUUGGUAAGCUUAUCAACCUGGAACGUUUAUUCGCCACAAACAACAAGCUGUCUGGCGCGUUUCCCGAGAGCUUUAGACAGCUCGUCAAACUCACGCAAAUCGAUAUUCGCUUCAACGCCCUUGACAAUAUUGAUAUCAUGGCCGAAUUACCUCAAUUAGAGCAUCUUCUGGUGGGACACAACUCGAUUGCCGCAUACGAGGCUUCCUUCCACCGUAUAAAGGUUCUUUCCCUCGACCACAAUCCCGUCACCCGGUUUGGUCUCACUACCCCUGUUCCCACUCUCUCAGUGCUAAACCUUGCCUCGGCCAAACUAACACAACUGCCCGAUGAUCUGUUUGCGAGGAUCUCAAAUAUCUCAAAGCUGGUGCUGGACAAGAACCACUUCACAGCUCUCUCGCCUUUGAUUGGUAAACUGACCAGAUUGGAGCAUCUCAGUGUGGCCAAGAAUAUGCUGAACAGCUUACCUUCGGACAUUGGCAGGCUUCAGGACUUGAAAUAUCUCGACAUCCGGGAGAACAAUCUCAGCAGACUACCACAAGAGAUUUGGUACGCCCGAAGGCUAGAGUCGCUCAAUAUUGCCUCCAACGUCCUGAACGAAUUCCCCAAGCCGGGUGCGCCUCCGCCAACUCUACCAUCUGAGGCACCAACUCCUGUCACAACAAGCGGCGGGCCACAAACUCCUGAUUUCGAUGAACUUGGUAAACUCGAGGCGUUCCAGUUGAGAAGACCGAGCCAGGUCGGUCACGGUAUGUUGCCAGGUGGAUCACCAGCUGGCCGUAAGGGCUCGAUGGCCUCGACUUAUGGUGCUCAAUCAAGAAACCCUUCUCUGGCGCCCAGGGGAUCGACGGAGUCUGGUCUUAGCAGCGCUGCUGCUACGCCCGGACCUCGCAAGGAUUCGACAAUGUCUAACAGGCUUGCUUCAACGUUUUCGUCUACUUUGCGCCACCUGAUUCUGGCUGACAAUCGACUUUCCGACGAUGUAUUUGAUGAACUUGUCCUUCUUCCAGAACUCCGCAUCCUCAACCUUUCCUACAACGAGCUUUAUGAUAUUCCACCAAGGACAAUCCGGAGAUGGCCAAACUUGACCGAACUCUAUCUAUCGGGUAACGACUUGUCAGCGCUACCAGCAGAAGAUUUCGAAGAGGGCUCCGGUUUACGAGUGCUGCAUUUGAAUAGCAACAGAUUCAACGUCCUGCCCGCAGAACUCGGCAAGAUCCAGAAGCUCCAGACUCUAGAUGUCGGCAGCAAUGCUUUGAAAUACAAUGUAUCAAAUUGGCCGUAUGAUUGGAACUGGAACUGGAACCACCAGCUAAGGUAUCUCAAUAUGUCUGGCAACAAACGUCUCGAGAUCAAGCCCAACGUCAAUGUGGUACCAGGACGCGAGACGCGAGACUUGACAGACUUCUCUACUCUGCAACAUCUGAGGAUUCUUGGUCUCAUGGAUGUCACCCUAACGAUUCCAUCUGUACCCGAUCAAGGCGCUGACAGGCGUGUGCGUACUGCCGGUUCGAUAAUUGGUACACACAUUCCCUAUGGUAUGGCUGAUACGCUUGGACGUCAUGAACACUUAUCAACAUUGGAUAUGGUCAUCCCCAGUUUUGGAGGUCAUGAAGAUCGAUUACUCUUUGGUAUGUUUGAUGGACACACUUUGACCACUGGAGGUAGCAAGGUCGCCAAAUUCCUCUAUGAAAAGUUCAGACAUCACUUUGCAGAUGAGCUCGCGAAGCUCCAGGAAGAGAGCGACGACUCACCUUUGGACGCGCUAAGGAGAGCAUAUCUUUCGCUCAACAAAGAAUUCGCCACAGGAGCUACACAGGCCAUCGAAGCGCGUGCCCAUCCAAGUGCUGCCCUAGUCCACAGAGGAAGUGUCACAGGUCUGGAGCUGGGUGAAGAUGAUAUGACUUCGGGCGCAGUGGCUACUAUCAUGUAUCUCCAAGGCAUGGAGUUAUAUGUGUCCAAUGUUGGAGAUGCUCAAGCUCUGUUGAUCGAUUCAGAAGGCGGUCACCGAAUCAUCACCCGUAAACACGCACCUGCAGAAGCAGAUGAGCGAAUUCGCAUCCGAGAAGCUGGAGGCUACGUCUCACGUCAGGGAAAGCUUAACGACGCCCUUGAAGUGUCCAGAGCGUUCGGCUUUGUACCACAUUUGCCCGGAGUUAUCGCAUGCCCUCAUACCGCCCGCAUAUCGUUGAAGGAGUCUGAUGAGAUUAUCGUCAUUGCUUCUCGUGAGCUCUGGGAUUACCUGACUAUGGACUUUGCAGUCGAUGUCGCUCGCUCAGAACGUGGUGACCUGAUGCGUGCCGCACAGAAACUCCGUGAUCUGGCCAUUGCUUUUGGUGCCACAGGUAAGAUCAUGGUCAUGAUGCUCGGCGUGAGUGAUCUGCGCAAGAGAGAACGCGCUCGCUUCAGGACUCACAGCAUGAGUAUGGGACCAAGUGGCGCACCCGAUGAGCUUCUUACCAUUUCAAGACGCCCCAAGCGUGGCAGAGACAACGUCGGAGACUCCAAGCUGGCACGUCUGGACCAAGAGAUCGAUCCUCCCNAAGGCGAAGUUACCUUGGUCUUCACCGAUAUCAAGAACAGCACAAUGCUUUGGGAAUCUUACCCCAUUGCCAUGAGAAGUGCGAUAAAAUUGCACAACGAGCUUAUGAGAAGGCAUCUGCGCAUUAUCGGUGGUUACGAGGUCAAGACUGAAGGUGAUGCUUUCAUGGUCGCUUUCCAGACCGUCACCAGUGCACUCUUAUGGACUUUCACCAUUCAAAGUCAACUACUCGAAGUCCCAUGGCCGCAGGAGAUUCUCAACAGUAUUCAUGGUCAAGAAGUCCUCGAUGCUGACGGCAACCGUAUCUUCCGUGGUCUCUCGGUCCGUAUGGGUAUUCACUUUGGUCGCCCCGUGUGUGAACAAGAUCCUGUCACUGGCCGUAUGGAUUACUUUGGACCCAUGGUCAACAGAUCUGCACGUAUCCAAUCCGUCGCUGAUGGUGGUCAGAUUACCGUGUCAUCAGACUUCAUCGCCGAGAUCCAGCGACUGCUCGAAACACAUAUCGAGACCGACAGGAAUGGCUCCACAGGCUCUGAUGAUGCAAUGGGCGAUGAGAUGAUUGGCAAUGCCAUCCGUCGCGAACUGCGAUCACUCAGCAGUCAAGGAUUCGAGGUCAAAGAUCUUGGUCAGCGCAACCUCAAGGGUCUGGAAAACCCCGAAUACAUCUACCUCAUGUACCCUCACUCACUAGCGGCACGUUUGGUGGUCCAACAACAGCAACAAGCACAAGCUGAACAAGUCAAGGCAGCAGCAGCCGCCGCACCCAGCAACGGCAAUGUUGGCAUCGAAUCAGCAAGCGGCGCCGCCGCAACCAAGAGCGCCGACAGCCAACUCAGCAUCGACACCGAGCACGUUUGGGACUUGUGGAACGUGUCUUUGCGCCUAGAAAUGUUGUGCAGCAGUCUCGAGACCACGGGAUUGACGGCACUCAAGGCANCUGAAACGGCGCUGCUCGAACGCAUGAAGCAGCGCGGUGGAGAAAUUACCGAUCGCUUCGUCAUCAAUUUUGUCGAGCAUCAGAUCAGUAGAAUCGAGGUAAGCUUUGAGAUUCGAGAGAAACACUCAUUGAUGAUAUAUGUACUGACUUGUCACCACAGANCCUGUGUUACUACAUUGGCUCUUAGACACAUGGUCCAACCGUUCAGACCUGGCAUCUUAUCUGCUUCCAAACCCAUGGCUGAGAUCCUGGGUGAGGUCACUGCUGCCAUGGCAGAACUCAAACGAUUGAAGGGCGAUGUCGACAUGAGUGACGCCUAG
This is a messenger RNA of Aureobasidium musti, 6240 nucleotides long. The record is from the annotation of a GenBank genome assembly. NCBI's taxonomy places the organism in Eukaryota, Fungi, Ascomycota, Dothideomycetes, Dothideales, Saccotheciaceae.